GAGUCCCCGGUCCCCAAUCCAGUCGCGUCUUACCUUCGUGUCGAUGCUGGCCCAUCCCCCUCCGUAAAAAAGAAAAACGACCACAACGCCCGUGAACCACCAUCAUGGCGACCAUUGCUUUAUCUCGACCCGUUGCACCACAUCGCCCCUCCUCUUUAACCUCGACCAUCACCCUCGACACCCACCCUUCGCAAUGCCCCGUUCCCGUGCCCAACAAGCACAUCCCCGUGUGCCCUCCAGGACCCAUUCCCCAGGAGGAGCCCACCACGCCGCCGCCGUCCCCGAUUAAAGAGGAGGACCAGCUGGCCCGCUCACUAUUGUACCCCCCGGACAAGUACCCGCGAGUGGACAUGGGCCGUCUAUCUCUCUACAAGGUCGACGCCGACGGCGUAGCUGCCGCUCUGGACCAUGUCGCCCGCCAGCCGCUCCCGGAACCCUCCCAGGUCUUCCCUUGGCUACACGGCCUCCACCCGUCCAACGCCAUCCAGCAAGCCUUCUUCAUGGCCCGGAAGCGCGCCCUGCGGAGGACACCCCCGUGCCUCCGCGGCAUCACCGUGGUCAAGGCCGACGGAGAUCUCAACGUCUCCCGGCUAAAGGGCGCCAUCUCGCCGGACGAGUUCCUGCAAUUAGGGGGACCCAUCUCCGAGUUCAUCGACGCCGAUCCCAGGGAGGGCUUCUCGGUGCGCAACUUUCAGAUCCAGGCGGCCAAGUCGGCCAUGACCUCGGACAUCAUCGUCUACGGGAACGACAACGUGGCGGUGCGGAAGCUGGGUUGGGACGUCGCUGCCGCCCAGCAGAGGUGGCGGGACCGGCACGACGCCAUGCGGCACCACCUGCCGCGGUACAACACUUUCAUCUGCGUCAGCCCCUUCGCCGAGUUCGAGGAGAAACACCCCGAGAUCGUGUCGGUCAACUCGGAGGGGCUGCUCACGGGGACCGUGCUCGACUUCUUCCACCAGGAGCGGCGCGAGAUGUACGAGAUGACGCGGGCGUCCGAGAUCUCGCACAACGUGUGGCUGGGGCCAACGCCCGACGCCGGGUCAGAGGAGGAACAGUUCUACGACGUCCUAAUCGAGUGCAACGACCUGGGCCGGCUGAACCCGACCGCGCUGCAAACCAUCGCCGAGGGCCCGGACGACGAGACCAAGCAGUACCACCUGGACUUCCCCUCCUCCGGCAGCAUCCUCGCACCGACCUGGUCGCACGCCGAGGCCGACGGCAUCCUCGACACCUGCACCUGGCUCUACCACCUCGCCCACGGCACCCGGCCCCCAACAACCACAACAACCACCACCACCACGCCACAACCGCCCUCAUCCCCCUCCCCCUCCCCCUCCGACCUUAUGAGCACACCCACACCAACACCCACCCCACGCCCCCGCAAAAUCCUCCUCCACUGCAACGACGGCUACACCGAAUCCACCCUCCUCGCCGUCGCCUACCACUCCCUCGCCACCGGCCAGCCCGUCCCGCAGGCCUGGCUGGACCUGCACACCGCCCGCCAGCGCAACCUGUUCGCCUACCCCUCGGACGUCGGCCUGUUGGGCGCCAUCGCGCCGCGGCUGCUGGCUGCUUCUCCUGUGAUAGGAGCGUCGUCCUUGGAAGGAGUUGUGGGGGAAGGGGGGGUGAUGGGGCAGGUGGAGGAGCCGCGGUGGUGGGCGGGGUUUGACGGGUCGUUUCCGAGCCGCGUGCUGGGGUACAUGUAUCUGGGGAACUUGGGGCAUGCGAAUAACCCCGAUCUGUUGCGGGCGCUGGGGGUGGGGCAGAUUCUGAGCGUGGGCGAGACAGCCAUGUGGCGGGAUGGGGAGCUGGAGGCGUGGGGGGAGGGGAAUGUGUGUCUGGUUAAAGGGGUGCAGGAUAAUGGGAUCGAUCCGUUGACGGAGGAGUUUGGGAGGUGUUUGGAGUUUAUUGACCGCGGCCGCCGCAACGGCACCGCAACGCUCGUGCACUGCCGCGUCGGCGUCUCCCGCAGCGCCACCAUCUGCAUCGCCGAGGUGAUGCGCAGCCGGCGCAUGUCGUUCCCGCGCGCCUACUGCUUCGUGCGCGCCCGCCGCCUCAACGUCAUCAUCCAGCCCCACCUGCGCUUCGCCUACGAGCUGCUCAAGUGGGAGGAGCUUUUGCGCAGCGGCGGCGGCGGUGGUGGUGGUGGUGGUGGUGGUGGUGGUAGCGGUGGUAGUAGUGACGGUGAUGGUGGUGGUAGUGAUGGUGACGGAGAAGGGGGAUUCGACGCCGCCGACUACGCCGAUGGCGGCUUCAAGCGCGAGCUGGAGUGGGGCGAGAUCGCCCGCGAGAUCGCCCUCAUGAAUAAGCCUUAUGCUCGAUGAGCUGGCUGGCUGGCUGUCUGGAUGAGCAAAAAGGGGGUGGGCACCUCCCCCGGUGGGAGUGCUUUCCUUCUUCCACUCCUACUUUAUCUAGCCUCUGGCUCACUCACCUUGCCUGUUUGUCAAGACGACACACUCCCCUUUCUUUCCUUUCCCUACGACAUUCCAUAUACUGUUUUAGUUACGCAAG
Chaetomium fimeti is the source of this 2511-nucleotide messenger RNA. RefSeq lists its product as uncharacterized. The transcript has 2 exons. Gene Ontology annotation, biological process: protein dephosphorylation; nuclear DNA replication. NCBI's taxonomy places the organism in Eukaryota, Fungi, Ascomycota, Sordariomycetes, Sordariales, Chaetomiaceae. Bases 105 to 2324 code for a protein of 739 amino acids. Gene Ontology annotation, molecular function: protein tyrosine/serine/threonine phosphatase activity. The record is from RefSeq and is a predicted model, not a curated record.